UCCAACUGCCAACUGCCAAGCUGUCAACAUAAUCAAAUGUAGUACUUAACAAUUCUCACUUGUAAGCUGAUCCAAACCAAACCAGAUAUGUCUCUUGAGUAAAAAUGCAAGCCAGUACAUUUUACAUGUCUCUUCCUACACCAUUUCUAAAGCCUCAAAAACCUCCUAAUCAAAUCUUUAUUACUAGGACUACUAAUACUAAUAAUAAAUUCAAUUCACCACUUCAACAUUAUGUUUUUCACAACGCAAGAAGUUACUCAAUUCACAGGAAUAAUGUUACUAAUCAUAAGCUAUGUCGAUUGGAUCUGCUAAAAGUUAGAGCAGUAGCAGAAAAUGCAGAAGGAUCUGAGGCUAGUAAGCCACGUGAAGUUGUACGAAAACUGCAACUAGGUGUUAUGUUUGGUAUUUGGUACCUUUUGAAUAUCUUUUACAAUAUUUAUAACAAACAGGUUCUUAAGGCUUUUCCAUUUCCUGCAACUGUUACUGCCUUUCAAUUUGGCUGUGGGACUUUGCUAAUAUUAUUUAUGUGGGGAUUUCGUCUCCAUCCAAUACCCAAAAUCAGUAAAUCUCAAUUUAAAGCAAUAUUCUCACUAGCUGCAAUUCACACAAUGGGUAAUCUUUUAACAAACAUCAGUCUGGGGAGAGUAGCAGUUUCCUUCACUCACACAAUCAAAGCAACGGAACCAUUUUUCACUGUGCUUCUUUCCGCGCUGUUUCUUGCAGAGCGGCCAUCGCUUUGGAUUGUAUCUUCACUGGUUCCCAUUGUUGGCGGAGCAGCAUUAGCAUCAAUGACAGAGGCCUCCUUUAAUUGGAUAGGCUUUGGCAGUGCAAUGGCUUCCAAUCUGACUAACCAAUCGCGUAAUUUAUUUAGCAAAAAGUUCAUGGUUAAAGAUGAGGAGGCAUUGGACAACAUCAAUUUGUUCUCUAUCAUCACAAUCAUUUCGUUCAUCGUUUUGGUACCUGUUGCCAUUUUGAUGGAAGGCAAGCUUACUCCAUCCUAUCUGCAACAUGCUGGAAGGCAAGGUUUUAAUGGUAGAGAACUGUGUAUGAGACUUCUUUUAUCUGGAUUCUGCUUGCACACUUACCAACAGGUUUCAUACAUGAUACUAGAAAUGGUAUCACCAGUGACACAUGCAGUUGGCAAUUGUGUAAAGAGAGUUGUGGUCAUUGUAUCCUCAGUCAUCUUUUUCCAAACACCAGUCUCACCAAUUAACUCCCUUGGGACUGCUUUGGCUCUAGGUGGAGUUUUUCUUUAUUCAAGAGCAAAGAGAUUACAGCGGAAGCCAAAAGUUGCAUGACAAGCCAAGAAAAUUAUCAAAGUCUAUAGCCUUAAUGCAACUCUGUAAAGAAUAUGUCAACCAAACACAGCAACUCGAGGAUUGGGUUCGAGUAAUUGAAAGAUUGGGUCAGGAACUAGCUGGAUGGUUCGACAAUUCCAGUCAACAAUGGAAGGUGAAAGAUUGAGGAAGAAAAUAUUGAGAUUUGAGAUCUACAUCGAUGCGAUACUUACAUCAAGUCUAAGGCCCUAUGACUGAAAAUAAUUACCGUCUGCUGAUGUGGUUUUAACUAACAUUUUGAUCUGGUUCAUGAGUUAGAAAUUCACGUAUCGGAAUAGGAAACAUUCUCAUAUAGAAAUAGUCAUUUCAAUCUUCUUCUUUUUAAACCUUUGAUCAUUGUCAAUUCAGUGUUUUGUUCAUAGCC
Messenger RNA from Capsicum annuum, 1701 nucleotides. Its product is annotated as phosphoenolpyruvate/phosphate translocator 2, chloroplastic. Gene Ontology annotation, cellular component: membrane; Golgi apparatus. The transcript is spliced from 8 exons. The record is from RefSeq and is a predicted model, not a curated record. Gene Ontology annotation, molecular function: antiporter activity. Gene Ontology annotation, biological process: transmembrane transport. The coding region runs from base 105 to 1298 and encodes 397 amino acids. Lineage: Eukaryota; Viridiplantae; Streptophyta; Magnoliopsida; Solanales; Solanaceae.